UUACCGCUGGACUACAGGGUUUUCUGGCGUGAGAAGACAACCACCCUCACUUAUUUACAAAUCGACACCCCCGUGGAGACCAAAUAGUGUGUCACACCAAUCUAAAACAUCUGACGGCAAAGGGCUCCCAGAUUUCUAGUUGUUUUGAUGACUGCAGUCUGUCAUGGCGCUCAUCCAUGAACCUCGUGCCCCCUCGCCCUCUCUGUCCGGUUUUAACACACCACUCUCGGACCCUCCGUCCUUUCGACGGCUUGAUGCGGAAACACCCUGCACUCCGGAAAUGGACCUGACCCCGACCCAGUGUGUCCUUCGAAACGUCCUCUCCAUAGAUACAGGGAGUGCAGUGGAGCCCGGAGGCGGAGGAGGAGAAGGACAUACUGCCGGGCACAACCAGUCUCCAAGUGAGGAGCAACAAGAGCACUUUGCCAACAGUGUUUUGAAACUCCAUGAGCAUGAUGGGAGUCCUGGAAGGACAGAGGGAGAGGGACAGGAGCUGGACAGCAGCGCAAUCCGAAACCAGGCAGAUGAUGCCAGGCUACAGUGCCAGUCUAACGGAGGGGGUGGAGGGUUUCUGGAGGGGUUGUUUGGGUGUCUACGGCCUGUCUGGACUAUGAUUGGCAAAGCUUACUCCACAGAGCAUAAACAUGACCUGGAUGAAUGCUGGGAGGUCCCUUUCGAGGAGAUAUCGGACCUGCAGUGGGUGGGUAGUGGAGCUCAAGGUGCUGUAUUUCUUGGCAAACUGCACGGACAAGAAGUAGCUGUGAAGAAAGUGAGAAAUAUCAAAGAAACAGAUAUCAAGCACCUGCGCAAGCUCAAACACCCCAACAUCAUCACAUUCAAGGGUAUCUGUACUCAGGCUCCAUGUUACUGCAUCAUUAUGGAAUACUGUGCCCAAGGACAGCUGUAUGAGGUGCUGAGAGCAGGCAGGAAGAUCACCCCAUCGCUGCUCAUGGACUGGGCCAUGGGCAUCGCUGGGGGCAUGAACUAUCUUCAUCUUCACAAGAUCAUCCACAGAGACCUUAAGUCACCCAACAUGCUAAUCACCUAUGAUGAUGCAGUGAAGAUUUCAGAUUUUGGCACAUCCAAAGAGCUCAGUGACAAGAGCACCAAGAUGUCCUUUGCAGGGACAGUCGCCUGGAUGGCGCCGGAGGUUAUUCGCAAUGAGCCUGUCUCUGAAAAGGUUGACAUUUGGUCAUUUGGUGUCGUUCUGUGGGAGAUGUUGACAGGAGAGGUGCCCUAUAAGGAUGUGGACUCCUCCGCUAUCAUCUGGGGAGUGGGCAACAACAGCCUACAGCUGCCUGUACCCGAUAGCUGUCCUGACAGCUUCAAACUGCUUUUGAGGCAAUGCUGGAACUGCAAGCCAAGGAACAGACCUUCAUUCCGUCAGAUUCUCUUGCAUCUCGACAUUGCAUCUGCAGACAUCUUAUCCACACCACAAGAAACGUAUUUUCAGUCACAGGCGGAGUGGAGAGACGAGGUCAGGCACCACUUUGAGAAGAUCAAAUCUGAGGGGACGUGCCUUCACAGACUAGAUGAGGAGCUGAUCAAACGACGCAGGGAAGAACUGAGACAUGCACUAGACAUCCGAGAGCAUUAUGAGAGGAAACUGGAGCGGGCCAACAACCUCUACAUGGAGCUCAACGCUAUCAUGCUACAGCUGGAAAUCAAAGAGAAAGAGCUGCUAAGGAGGGAGCAGUCGCUGGACAGGAAGUACCCGGGUUGCUUCAAGCAUCACAGUUCCAGACAGUCGGCCUCCUCCAACUCAAUGGAGAAACUCAUGAAAAAACGCAAUGUACCUCAGAAACUGCCCUCACACAGCAAGAGGCCAGACCUCCUUAAGUCAGAAGUCAUCCUCCCCAAACUGGAUUCAUCCAUGACCCAGGUCACAAUCCCGAACAAGGGCUCUACAUCCCCUGGCCGAUCACGCAGAGGGAAACCACGCUACAGGAAGGCCGGCAAAGGCAGCAGCGGGGACUUGGCUCAGCUGAAGGCAACACUGUCGUCCUCUUUAGCAAUGGUCAGCACCACGUCUUCUGUUCCCAGCAGCAAGCAGCAUUUAGACCCCAGUGCAGCCCUCAGGGGUCUGCAGCACGACCUGCUGCUGAAGAAAAUGUCCUCCUCCAGCCCUGAUCUCAUUUCAACCACCUUGGAGGCUGAAGGCCGGAGGAAGGGACAGAUGAAGCCGGGGCUUGACAGAGCAGGUAGUCAGAGCGCCUCAGCUGGGUUGGAGGAGAGCAGGACUGGAGGGGUGGAGGAGGGGGCAGAUGUGGGUGUUGGGACUGAUGACCUAGCAGAAACUCCUCCACGCAGUGACACGCCCAGUGAAGAUGCAGCGUCUAUUCCGUUCUCCAGCAGUCCAGACUCACCCUGUGGCCGGGGAGCGGCUGCAGGGAGGGCCUCUGUGAUCGGGAGCACCCGUGUUCCUCAUGAUGGCGAGGAGAAGGAUGACGGGACGGUGAUCACGCGCUCACCCAGGAGUCAACGUCUUACACCUUCAGCACUGCUCUACAGGGCAGCAGUCACACGGAGUCAGAGACGUGGAGUGUCAUCUGAGGAAGAAGAAGGAGAAGUGGACAGUGAAGUGGAGUUACCACGAAGACGGCGUCCUGUGAGUAUGACCAAGUGUCAGUCCCUGUCCACCUUCAGUUCUGAGAAUCUGUCGGUCUCAGAUGGUGAGGAGGGAAACACCACGGACCACUCUCACAGUGGCACACCUGAUGUGGUCAGCACCAACACUGAUGAACGUCUGGACGACAAGAGCGAUGACCUGUUGUCUCAAGGCUCUGAGAUCCCCGCUGACCCGUCUGACCCGACCCAGCUGGGCUCUGAUGGGUUAUCUGAGAAAGAAGCUGCUCUUAGACAAGUUAAGACCCAGCUGGCUACAAAUGACCACAAUUAUGAGGGUCUGUAUGAUGACUCGGACUGUGACAGUGCUGAGCUGGACCACUCUUGCAGUGCGGAGGCAAGCCAACCUUCAAACAACUGGUGAAAACUCAUCACCUUACUCCAUUCAGACAUCCACAAACCAAAACUAUCCCGCCUGGAAACAGAAAAGACAGCAUUCUAAUCAGGGGCCUCACAAAGGGGCAGAAAAUACUCACCCGUCUCCUCAUGACACAGGAGGAAAAAAGAAACUAGAGAACCAGUGUGUGCUGAUUUCAUGUACCUGAUAUCCCAGACAGAACAGGAAAAUCCCAUUUCUGUUGACAUAAAUGGAUCAUAGGGAUGUGAAACUGAAUAAGGGUACUACCCUCAACGACAAAGUAACAGGCUUGAGAUCAGCUUUGCAGCAAAACAUCAAAAAAACACCUCAGUAACAGACACCUCAUUCAGAUGAGACCAUCACCAACCACCAACUAAUGUUUCAUGUCAGUUAGUAUUUUUAUUCUGUCAGGAAAAUGUGUGUCAUGUCAUUUUACAUUGUGUCAUAUUUCUGCAAAAUCUUUCUGUUGUGAACAAAACAUAAAAUCCUUUCAGGGCGUCUUUAAGUGUCCAUAUUAAGUGCAGGAACCACUGAUAUUGCUGUUGCACUUAAUUCAUGUUAAGUUCUGAUUUCCAUGUAAUCAGUGUGUCAUUUCCCCUCAAAACAACAUGCACUGACUAAUUUAUUGUUACUUUACAGGGAAUUUGUUGAUCAUUGUAAAACAAUGUUUACAUUAUCAGUUUGAGUUGUUUACAUUUUUUAUUUAUUACUGUCAUGCAUCACUGGUAUGUUGCCAUUUUCUACUUGUAUGUUUUAAUAUCAAUAUAAAUACUGUAUGUGAUGUUGUAAAAUGAACAAAUUUUUAAAAUGUGAGAUUGUAUAAUUUAAAGGUGCUGAUGUUUUUAAUUAAGUGGCGCUCCUUUUUUUUUAACCUCUAGAAGCUCAUGGUCAUAGAAUGUACCUUUGUACCUGCUGAGCAUCAGAACACAGAAAAAAAAGGAAAAACAUGUGAACAAAGAAGAAGCAAUAUGUCUGCUCUGGCCCCAUCACAGGUCAAAGGAAAGGGCGCUGAUUCAUGCUGGGCAGAUGUUUAAAGUAUUGCAGUGUUUACUGUUUUAAAAUGCAAUACCAGUAGAACAAAUCCUUUUGAGCAUUGAGGGGUCUAUAUAGCAUCAAAAAGCAUGAAAGUAUGGAAAACCUAUUAACAAUUAAAUGACUGAAGGCCUAUGGAUGACAGGGACAUAAAACAUUCAAAGGAUGUCAGAAAAAAUGCAAAUUAUAGUAUGUGUUAUGUGCCCUCACUUUUUUGUUGAAACUGACAGUGUAUUUACUGUGUAGAAUAAUUACAGUAGACUCAUUUAUGAUGGUUUUAUGAAUAAACCACUAACAAGUCAUAAGCUUUAACUGUGGCAGAAACAUUCAAAGACGGAACAAAACAAGACAGGACACUAUUAUACUAUACUACAGCAUUAUUGUUAUAAGCUUUCUCAGCUGGACAGUUUGACAAGUCUGUAAGGGCUCAUUUGUGGUAGGCAGUACGAUAAAUACAACCCCGGUGUUGAUGUUUUUGUCCCUUGACUAGCCUUCAUCUGUGCAUGUGGUUCAGUGUGACUACAACAGCACAUCACAUCUGUUCUUUCAUUUACUGAUCAGGUCCCACUUUAUAAGCUACAAAUGGCAGCUUCAGUUUAACUUUUCUUUGUUUUCUGUUAUUUGAUGUUUGUUAAAAGCUUUCAAAUGUUUUAAACUGAAUGUCACCCCAGGAUUUAAUGCUAGAAAUCCUCCUGAAGGAUGAGAUGUUGCCAAAAAGCAAAACUACUGCCCUCUAGUGUCUCGAUCACAGAGGUACUCAUUUCCCAUGAUGCUGAUUGAAACAACUCCGUAUGAACUGAAAUAUUUGCUUUUUAUACUGCAUUACUGUAAUUGUACAAUAAAUAUAUUUAAGAAACAGUUUAAAAUAAAAAAUAAUCAAACCU
Molecule: messenger RNA, 4899 nt
Organism: Sphaeramia orbicularis (orbiculate cardinalfish)
Lineage: Eukaryota; Metazoa; Chordata; Actinopteri; Kurtiformes; Apogonidae
Product: mitogen-activated protein kinase kinase kinase 12-like
Exons: 14
Coding region: 164-2989 (941 amino acids)
Biological process (GO): protein autophosphorylation; JNK cascade
Cellular component (GO): cytoplasm
Molecular function (GO): MAP kinase kinase kinase activity; ATP binding
Source: RefSeq, a predicted model, not a curated record